Esox lucius (northern pike) is the source of this 4924-nucleotide messenger RNA. It is a transcript of the gene tonsl, whose product is annotated as tonsoku-like, DNA repair protein. Gene Ontology annotation, molecular function: protein binding. The record is from RefSeq and is a predicted model, not a curated record. Bases 403 to 4719 code for a protein of 1438 amino acids. NCBI's taxonomy places the organism in Eukaryota, Metazoa, Chordata, Actinopteri, Esociformes, Esocidae. The transcript is spliced from 28 exons.
UGCAGAGCCGGGAUUGGCAUAAACAUUGGCGGGGCUUUAUGGAAAGUUAUAGAAAGAAAAACAAGCGAUCGUACCUACAAACCCGGUUUAAUGUUAUGAUUCGGAUCACUUGGAAACUAUGGAUUACGAUCAAGAAUAACAUAGUAUAGAGACAGUGCUAUGAUGUAUGCAGUAAAAAAUAUAAGCAGCGAGUAGAAAGCGGAAGCUAUUAGCUAACGUUAGCUAGAGUCUUCACAAUUGUUUCUUAGGCAGCAAACGUAACGUAGUUGUUUUGCUGGGUAGACUGCCCUGUACGUAAAUACAGUACCUUAACCUCGAUGAUGGUUAGCAGUCGAUCGAUAAGGUAGAGCUUAGAUUUAUUUUUGGAUUGUCAUUUCUGUCUACGCUGUCAGACGAAACAAGAUGAGCGCUGCCCGGGAGAUAAAACAACUGCAAAAAGCAAAGAGCAAAGCCCAGAGCAGCAAUAAUUUCAGAGAAGAGGCCAGUCUUUGCAAUCAACUGGGAGAAGUGCUGUCAAGAAAUGGUGAUUAUGAAGCAGCCAUUGAGGAACAUCGGCAGGAAUUGCAAAUUUCCACGGCAAUAAAUGAUGUAAUUGGACGUGCAGUGGCCAAUCGUAAGAUAGGGGAGUGUUAUGCAGAGAUGGGAAACAUAGAAGCUGCUUUACGGCACCAGCGAUGUCACCUGGAUCUGGCUCGCUCCGUCAGCGACCAUGCCGAGGAACAAAGAGCGCUAGCCACCAUCGGCCGAACCUUCCUUUUCCGCUACGAGUCCGACUCUUCAAAGGAGAGCUUGAGGCAGGCAGAAGACGCCUUCAGGAAGAGCAUGGAUAUUGUAGACAGCCAACUGGAAGGGACAGUGAGUAAUCGUGAGCUGAGUGAGAUGAGAGCUCGGCUGUACCUCAACCUGGGUCUCGUGUGUGACCACCUGGGGGAGCCCAAGCGCUGCAGUGAAUACAUCCGCCUCAGCGUUUACAUUGCAGAGAAGAACCAGCUCCUGGAGGAUCUGUAUCGUGCCAACUUCAACCUGGGCAACAUCUACUUCCGCAAUGGUCGCCACUCCAACGCCAUGCGCAGCCUGGAGCAGGCCAAAGAGUGUGCCCGCAAGAUCAAAGACAAGUUCAUUGAGAGCGAGUGCUUCCACUCCAUCGGCAAGGUUCAGCUGUCUUUGGGGGACUUUGUGGCGGCCAGGCGUUCUCUGAAGAAGGCCUUCUCCCUGGGGUCCCAGCACGCUGUGGACAGAGAGGCAGUAAAGAAGGCCUUCAAACAAGCGAUUAGGGGUGGUCAGCUGGAAGAGGCACUGGGGGACCUGGGUGGUGACGUGCCUUCCCAGGAGGCCGUGGGGCUGGCCGAGCAGCUUGGGGACCUCUACUGUAAGGUCGGCUGCUAUAGCAAGGCUCUGGAUGCAUACCACAUGCAGCUGUCCCGUGCUGAGGCGUUGGGCAAGCCAGCUCGGGAGCUGGCCGUGAUUCAUGUUUCUCUGGCUGCCACCUACACAGACCUUCGGCGUUACGACCAGGCUGUGGAACACUACCGACAGGAGCUGGCCCUCAGACACGGGAACCCCAAAGAGGAGUGUAAAACUUGGCUGACCAUCGCUGCGGCCCAGGAGGAGAGUGGGAAGAGCCUGGAGGAAGUGGAUAUUAGCUAUGACACAGCUUUGCGAUGUGCUCAGAGGUCAUGCCAAGCCAAACUACAGAGCCGAGUCCUGAAGGCGUGGCUGGCUGCCCAGAGGCGCUGUGGUUUGUCGCAGGCUGAUGACACACAGGCCAGGCUGGAGGAGCUGCGUAGGACCGAAGGCUGGAGUCCCGAGGGUGGGAGUGAGGGGGAGGAGGAUGAAGAUGAGACAGAGAACAGUGAACAGAUGGAGGACAGCGACAUAGAGCUCUCAGACUCUGACGAUGAUCUGGAGGAGUAUGACAAGAUGGUCUCCGGCGGCAGGAGGAAGCCAGGUCGUUGGAACAAGAGGAAUGAGAAGGGCGAGACGUCCCUCCACAGAGCUUGUAUAGACGGGAACCUGAGGCAGGUUCAGUUCCUGCUGGAGCAGGGUCAUCCUGUCAACCCCAGGGACUACUGUGGCUGGACGCCGCUCCAUGAAGCCUGCAAUCAUGGCCACACAGACGUGGUGGCUCUGCUGCUGGAUCGGGGGGCUAACAUCAACGACCCGGGGGGGUCCCUGUGUGAGGGAGUCACGCCUCUGCAUGACGCCCUGACCUGUGGUCACUUCCAGGUGGCCAGAGUGCUGGUGGAAAGGGGGGCAUCGGUCACUCUCCGCAACUCCAAGGGGGAGACAGCCCUGGAUAGCCUGCGUCUGUGGCAGAGGAUGUACAGCAGAGAGCUGGACCAGGAGGCCAGACAGGAGCUGUCCAGCACGGAGAAACUGCUGAGGAGGGCUCUAGCAGGGUUAGUUACAGCCGUGCCCGUGCCCCCGAAGCCCUGUGAUGCUCUGCAGGACAGUCAGCUUUUUGACGCGGAGAACUCAGAGCCUCUGAUCCCCACCAGAGGGCGCCACCCGUCCACCGAAAGCCUGCCCAGAACCAGGAGCCCCAAGGACAGUGCCAGCCCACGGAGCCCCACUCAGAGGCACUGUAACGGCACACCACGCCCCCCCCAACGACACAGAGGGACCGAGGCCUCUGUCCUCUUUGGGCAUGACAGCAGCAGCUCCUCCGACCACAGUGAUUUGGACGCCUCUGUCAGCCCCCUGAGGCCUGUCCGCCCACGCCGUUUCCCAGCAGCCCCCACUCCACAAGAUGUGGCCCCCAGCCAGGAAGUAAGCACGUCUGUUUCUGAGGUGAGGGCCACUGGGGCGCCCCCUGCCUUUGGUAGGGAAGAGUACCACAGUGCCAUUCGCAGCCUGGGCAGCGCCAAGUCCCGCCUCCUCGCCGAGAACCUAUCGCAGCCACAGUUCAGCAGCACACCGGCGAUCUCAUCCAAUGGCAGGCCUGCGCUUGUUCCCGAGGAGGAAUAUCUGAUAGACGAUUGGCUGGAGGAUGACAUGGGCGAUGUUCAGCCAAAGAAGAGAAGGAGAGUGGGGGGGGGUCCGAAUGGAUCGUGGGGCUCGAGUGCGACAUCGUCGGCGGCCGGAACUCGGAUACGACACUCAGAUACGACUGAGCCGGCAAACAGUGUGCUGCCAUCCUCCAGGAAGGAUCUCUCUCCGAUGAAGACGACCUCUUCCUCCUCCAGGCCACGGCAGGUGAAGAUGACUCAGCUCUCGGGCAUGGUUAGGCUGGGCCGCCGAGAGGUCAGCAGGUCACAGAGCCCCACUGCAUCAGAUGAUGUCCCUCGAGUUUCCAGGCCGCCCCAGAACCACCCCGACUCUCAGCAGGUCCCUCAGCAGCCUGUGGGCAGGUCAAUGCCUGCACCAAUCAGGAUGCGGGUCAGAGUUCAAGACAACGUGUUUCUGAUCCCAGUUCCUCAUAGUGAGGCAGACUCGUGCACGGUAUUGUGGUUGUGUGAACAGGCCUCCCAGCGAUACUACCAGGCCUGUGGUCUCCUGCCACGCCUCUCUCUGCAGAAAGAGGGCGCUCUCCUCUCCCCUCAAGACCUCCUGCUGGCCGUUCUCCACUCCAAUGAAGAAGUCCUGGCUGAGGUAUCUUCGUGGGAUCUUCCUCCUCUUCCUGAGCGCUACAAGAAGGCCUGUCAUAAUCUGGCAGUGGAGGAGAGCAAGCGCGUGCUCCGUCUCUGUGAGGUGCAGGACGGGAGUCCCUCUGUGUCUCUGUGUGGCCUCAGCCUGCCCCCCUCCAGUCUCACCCCUGUCCUCCGCGCCCUCAAGCUGCAGGCCGGCCUCACGCAGCUACGACUGUCUGGGAACCGACUCCAUGACCACCUCUUUCCCGAGCUGGUUGCUGCCGCCGUUACGAUGCCCCGGCUCCGCCUGCUAGAUGUGUCCUCCAAUGACAUCACAGGGGAGGGGCUUAAGAAAGCAGCAAAUGCCUUGGCAGGGCAACCUCAACCUGCUUUCCCGUGUCUGGAGGAGUGGGACCUGAGUGUGAACCCUCUGGGUGAUGGUCUGUCCCAGGCCUUGUCCUGUCUCCUGUCUGCCUGCCCCCUAUUGGCCAGCCUGUCCCUUCAGGCCUGCAACCUCACCGCCCGGUGCUUACAGCUACAUCGCCUGUUGCUGGCCGGUGCCCUUGCAGGCACCGGUCACUUGAAGUCAGUGAAUCUGUCCCACAAUGCACUGGGCUCUACAGGCUUUGAGCUGGUUCUAAAGACUUUGCCUCUUCAUUGUCUCACACACCUUCACCUGUCUGCCAUCCGCUGUGGGUCAGCUGAUCAACCGUCAUUAGAACAACUGAUGUCGGUCCUGUCUCAGGGUGAGUGCUCCCUGACCCAUUUGAGUCUUGCUGGAAACGGACUGACAGACGGCGGCAUGGCAACCCUCGCCAGGUGUUUGCUCGUCUGUCCCUCCAUUGUGUCACUGGACCUGUCGGGGAACCCGGCGGUGACCUCAGCGGGGCUACACAGCCUCCUCUCCGCCCUUCGUGAUGCUCAGCGACCUUUGACCUAUCUCAACCUCCAAGGUUGCCAGGUAGUGGGUCCCUGGGACAGCGCUGGUCUGGAUGGCCUGUCAGAACUGGUCCAGGACCUGCGGCUGUGCUCCCAGAGGCUCAACAAACUGGACCGUGAGAUGCUGCAGCAGACCUGGGGCUCAAGGCCCGGAGUUCGCUUCCUCUCCAGAGACGCCAAGUGCCUACUCACUGCUGCCCCCUCGCUGUGAGGAGGACUCUCACACCUUUUUAAACGUUGCUGCUUAAUUUGAAGCAUCAUUAUGUGAGGGGCUCUGAAUUCAUGUUUUGUAUUUAUCAUGUAGAUAGAUUCCCUUGUUUGCUUGUGGGUCUUUACUGUGCAUUUGUAUUGUCUAUGGUUUUUGUAAGUAUUCUGUGGAAAAAAAUGUAAAAAAAAUAAAGUGAACCUUAUUGUCA